UUCAUUGUGCUCUACGAGGCCCCAAAGAGAAGAUGGUUAAUCAAAGCAAGAAUGGGGACACUACCGACGGUGGCGAAAUAUUCAAAUCGUUCAUAGCGUGUGAUCCAAGCAAAUUUCCUAAAACAUCCUUUCCGGAAUACAUUUUCCAAUUGCUAGGAAAACAACUGCACGCUGUCGCGGAAAAACCCUGGCUGGUUGACGUCUGCACGGACAAAAAAGUGUUGUUUGGGGAAGUGGAGCAACUGGCGAGGAAAGUGGCGAGUGGGUUGGCUCGUCGCGGAUUCACAAAGGGCGACAUUCUGUACUUUGUCUGCUAUGACAUUGUCAGCAUUGGAGUUCUUCAGUUGGCUGUCUGGCUUUUGGGAGGAGUGACUCGGGGAUGUUGUCAAAUUGAACAGCCUGAGGAGUACAGGCGCCAAAUGAAUGACAUCCACUGUAAAUUUGUCGCAGUGGACGCCGACACAGUGCAAGCCAUCAGAAAGGCAAUCAGCCUAACUGAUAUGGACUGCACAAUAAUAAAUGUUGGUGAUUCCGAUAUCGAAGAAACAACCAAGUUUUCCGACUUGGCUGGAGAUGAUGGAACAGCAUUUCCCGACUCUGUCAAGAUCGAUCCAAAUGACAUCCUGCUUAUUUGCAACACAAGUGGAAGUACUGGCGCUCAAAAAGGAGUGAUUCAUUCUCACGAAACCUUUGUUAAUCUAAUUGCAAGUUUAGAACCGUUGCUUCUUGCCGAAGGACCUGACGUGAGCAAAAUGACGACGGCCUCAAAUUAUGUCAUUUCAUAUUUGUGGACAACGGCACUUCAUCUUGGAACUGGCAACACUGUCCACUGCGUCAGCAAAUACAAAAAGGAGGAGUUGAUCCCUCAACUCCUCAAGUACAAGCCGCAACAAGUGUUCUUGUAUCCAUACAUCACCAAUGGGUUUGCGCGCUCUACCGAGUUGGAUAAACACGAUUUCAGCUUUUUAAAAGCCAUUUCUCUCGGUGGGUCAAUUGUGGAUCCAACAACGGUGCACCUCCUGCAAAGAAAAUUCCCGCAUACCAGAGUCAAUGUGACUUUUGCUUCGACUGAAUGUAUGGGGAUUUCCAUGACUGUAAACAGCGCAACGAACCAAUUGUCUUUGUUCGGCACCACUCCCGAUGGGGAGGAAAUCGUGUCAUGCGGGGUACUAUUUCCACUCGUAGAGGCAAAGAUUGUCGACGUGGAGACAAAUAAAUUGCUUGGGCGCAACAAACUUGGCAGGCUUUUCAUCAGAGGAAGGAACAUAAUGAAGGGAUAUCUGGUUGAAAAAGGCAAAGAGCCAAACAGAUCGAGCAUUGAUGAGGAAGGCUGGUUUGACACAGGAGACUUGGUGUUCAUGGAUUCAAAAGGCCAGCUCUUCGUGCGAGAGCGGGUGUCCUUCAUGUUCAAAUACUACAUGCACUAUGUAAACCCUACCGAAAUUGAAGCUGUAUUGCAAAAGCACCCAGCCGUCCAAAUGGCCUGCGUGAUCGGCGUCCCGGACAAAGAAACCACGAAUCUGGCGAAAGCGCUAGUGGUUUUGAAAGACGGGGAAACCGCCUGCACUGAAGAGGAACUGCUCCAAUGGGUGGCAAAUAAGCUGACUCUUUACAAACAUCUGCACGGAGGAUUGCACUUUGUCGAUUCUCUGCCCGAGAACAAAGGAGGCAAAUUGGACAGAGCUGCGGCCAAGAAGAAAUAUUCCCAAACGUAUUGAAAAUUCGAACUCAAUAAAUAAAUAUUCUAAUUUUGUUCUUUCCUAAUCUAACUUUACGUGUGUUUUAGUUUCGUUCUUCAAAUUUCGGAUUAAACUUUCCAUUUUUCACUCUUA
This is a messenger RNA of Cloeon dipterum, 1832 nucleotides long. RefSeq lists its product as uncharacterized. The transcript has 11 exons. Bases 33 to 1718 code for a protein of 561 amino acids. Lineage: Eukaryota; Metazoa; Arthropoda; Insecta; Ephemeroptera; Baetidae. Gene Ontology annotation, molecular function: CoA-ligase activity. The record is from RefSeq and is a predicted model, not a curated record.